Molecule: messenger RNA, 1411 nt
Organism: Lycium barbarum (goji berry)
Lineage: Eukaryota; Viridiplantae; Streptophyta; Magnoliopsida; Solanales; Solanaceae
Exons: 6
Coding region: 93-683 (196 amino acids)
Source: RefSeq, a predicted model, not a curated record
AUAUUGAUGCACGUAUUCGCUGCUCCAGAAAUGGAAAUAAUAGUAAGGAUCGUAAGCUUAUCACAGAAGUUUAUCAGCGCUAGAACAAGAGGAUGAGGGAGAGUGGUGGAGAAAUCAUUGGAAGUGGCAUAAUUUGCAAGGCACUAAGAACUGAUGAGGGGAAGGCUGAUAAAGAGUGUGGCCUUUCCGCUACCUCACCCAAUCAAAAUGGGAUUUCUGUGGCACAUACUGCACCUGUUCCUCACAAUCAUGAAUCCAUGGAUAUAGGCGAUUUACAAACUGUUUUGGCUUCAAAAGAGAAGGCUUUGACACAAAUUUCCCUUGACAUUCUUCUUCAUAAACGGGAGAAACUGUAUCAUCAACAACUUAAAAUAGGAGAUGAAAUGGCAUUAUGUGAUAAAAGUAUUCAAAGAAUCUUAGAAGGUGGGAAAGACAAUUUGCCUCUAAAACUAGAAACAGUACUGGACUUCUCUGAAGAAAUGCGCUUGAAGGAUAGAGCUGCUAUCCAAGAAGGCCAUCAACCUGACGAAGAGCUUGGCUUGCUUCAAUCUAUGAGUGAAAGGAAAUUGUCCAAAGCUGUACGCACUCCAAGACGUGCAUGCCAGGACUUGUAUCAAAUUUGUUGUGUGAAUAACUGGAUGGUUCCAUCAUAUAGUGAGUCAGCAACAGAUGAUUCAGAAUAGGUUGCUUACUGCUAACAGGCUGCUGCAGUGGAACAUUCAAGUUGAUCCUGUCUAUCAAAUGUGUCACGAUGGAAUUGAUACUAGAAAUCAUCUCUUUUUUGGGUGCAGUUUUCAAGUUUUAUCGAAAAGAUUAAUGACAUAGUUGCAGCUUCAAUGGCCAGUGAUUCAAACUUGGGAUUUGCAACAUCAAAUUUUCCUCAAAUGCAGCAAAGGCAAGUCCAGACAAGCUCACCUGAUUUGAAUGGUCUAUGUAGAGUAUAUCCAUGAUUUAUGGAAAGAGACGAACAAUAGGAUUUUUGAGAAAAAGGAAGAACAAGGGGAACGCAUUGCUAAAGAAAUUGCUUGCAUUUGCAAUAUUAGAGCUCUAUUAGUUGUGAAAUCUAGACUACUGCUGUAACACCUCGUACCUUCAAACUGAACUGUAUUCAUGAUUCAGAGGCCUAGAAAACCAAGACAUGGAGUUUUAGGAUUUAAUAUUCGAUUCUAGUCAGUGAAUUAAUGUUCUAGUCAAUUAUACGGGUUGUACAAUUUGUAAGGACCGUACAUGCCACUGUACAUUAUUGUACAGGACGUGCCUUACAAGAGAAAAAUCAUAGAUUUGGAAAUUUGCCACUCGAGGUAGGGCCACACUGUACAGGCUGUGCAUUAUUAUACGCGCCGUACAUGCUGACCGUACAUUUACUGACGCAGUAAACAGUAUAAAUACACAUUUCAAAUUUUUUAUUCUA